CUUCGCUCUCCAAGUUCCAUCGAAACCGGUAUUUUUACCUUUUCUAAUCACAUAAUCUAACCAAAUCGCGUUUCAAGUGUUGCGCGGAUAUUUCGCACGGGAUUCUUAAUCGUCAACCACCCGCCACCUCCCCUCUGCACGAUGUCGGUCGUUCCUCUGAUGUUCAGAGAUUGGUGGGACGAUCUUGACCGCCCCACGUCGCGCCUGAUAGACCAACAUUUUGGAAGCGGACUGGACCGGGAAGACCUGCUUUCAGGACUUUCGAGUCUGAGUCUAGCUAGGCAAAGGCCGGUGUUUGGCAGCCCGGGAUACUACAGGCCUUGGCGCAACAUCGUAAGGCAAAAUUCGGGUGGUGCAAGCACCGUCCAAGCCGACAAGGAAAAGUUUCAGGUGAUACUUGACGUGCAACAAUUCUCACCGGAUGAAAUAACGGUCAAAACCGUCGACAAUAACGUUGUCGUCGAGGCGAAACACGAGGAGAAGCAGGAUGAGCACGGCUACAUCAGCCGGCACUUCGUUAGGCGUUAUCUCCUCCCCCCGACCCACGAAGUCUCGGACGUUACCUCGAGCUUAUCUUCGGAUGGUGUUCUCACUAUUACUGCUCCAAAGAAGUCCGUGACCGCACCCGGGACGGAGAGAGUAGUGAACAUCGUAAAAACUGGUGUACCUGCCGCAAAGCCCGAGGAACAGAAGAGCAGCUAACCACGCAACGGAAUGAAUUAAUUAAGGAUAAGCAAAUACGUCGCAUAAGUUAUUGUACCUAUAUAUACAAUUGUAUACCAAAAUUACAAAAUUUGGAAAUUUUCUUUUCUGGAUUUGACGCUCCGGUACAGGCACGAUUCAACCAACGUUCGUAUACCCGAUUUAUGUAAUUAAAAACGUAAUUCUUGAUUGAGUAAGAACAAAGAUAAUCUUAAGUAUAUCGUACUAAUAAUCAUAUUAACCUGAGGCUCGACGGACCGCCGCUGUGCCCGCGCUGUCGUCUUUUCACAUCGUACCGUCGAUGGUAUUAUCGCCCACUGUCAGGUGUAAUAAAAUGAA
Messenger RNA from Neodiprion fabricii, 1041 nucleotides. Its product is annotated as protein lethal(2)essential for life-like. Gene Ontology annotation, molecular function: protein folding chaperone. The record is from RefSeq and is a predicted model, not a curated record. Gene Ontology annotation, biological process: response to heat; protein refolding. The transcript is spliced from 4 exons. Lineage: Eukaryota; Metazoa; Arthropoda; Insecta; Hymenoptera; Diprionidae. Bases 142 to 702 code for a protein of 186 amino acids.